AUGGCAAUUGAUUUUGUAUUUUCUAAGAUGGAAUUAUCUUUGUCAAGAUUGAGGGGUCAGGGAUAUGAUGGGGCUUCAAAUAUGAGGGGUGAAUUUAAUGGACUUAAAGCACUUAUUUUAAAAGAAAAUCCAUCGGCAUGCCCGAUUGUUACAGUAUGUGGAUCUUCUUGCAAAAGGGCAGAUAAACUCCGACAAAUUGAAUAUGAAAGAAUGGUUGAAAAGAUUGAGAAAGGGGAAAUCACUUCAGGUAAAGGUCUAAAUCAAGAAACUUCUUUGCUUAGACCGGGUGACACUCGAUGGGGAUCUCAUUAUCUUACUUUAAUACGUCUUGCAUCUAUGUGGCCCUCGAUAGUCAUAGUACUUGAAACUGUAUUCGAAGAUGGGGUUGAUCAAGAAACAAGUGGCAAAUCUAAAGGGUUGCUUCAAAAAAUGGAAAGCUUUGAUUUUGUGUUUCUCAUGAUAUUGAUGAAACAUUUGUUGGGUAUGAUUGAUCCACUAUCUUGUGCGCUGCAAUACAGAGAUCAAAAUAUUUUGAAUGCAAUAAAUUUGAUAGUGAUUGUGAAAGAGGACUUGCAAGCAUUUCGAGAAUCUGGAUGGGAUGAUUUCUUGCAAGAAGUGGAAGCAUUUUGCCGGACUAAUGAAAUUGAUGUUCCUAACAUGGAUAAAAUUGUUCCAAGAAGAAUUCGUAUGAAGAAUGAUGGACAAAGUAUUACAAACUAUCAUUAUUAUCGUGUUGAAAUUUUUUAUCAGGUUGUUGAUUUAAUUAGUCAAGAAAUGAGGAAUCGUUUUUCUGAGUCCAGCACAGACCUACUCGAGUGUAUGGCAUGUCUUGAUCCAAGAAAUCAUUUCUCCAAUUUCAAUGUCGAUAAACUUGUUCAUCUUGCCACCCUUUAUCCGGAAGACGUUUCAUCCAUGGAGCUUAACUUGUUAACUAAACAACUUCAAAGUUUCAUGAGUGAUGUAAGAAGAGAUACACGUUUUUCAGAGGUUGAAGAUUUGGGAACUCUUUCAAAGAAGAUGGUUGAAACGAUGAAAGAUAAGAUUUUUCAAUUGCCGGCGGGUGAGGCGACGAGAGAGAUGCCGGAGAUGAAGGGAAGCGGCGACACUGCUGCUGUGCAGGAUGGGUUACUGCGGCGGCGGUGUUCAGGAGGGUCGACGGCGGCGGAAGUGGAAUAA
Molecule: messenger RNA, 1176 nt
Organism: Salvia splendens (bonfire salvia)
Lineage: Eukaryota; Viridiplantae; Streptophyta; Magnoliopsida; Lamiales; Lamiaceae
Exons: 4
Coding region: 1-1176 (391 amino acids)
Source: RefSeq, a predicted model, not a curated record